UUAGUUAUUAAAUGGCGGUUCGUCUCCCGAGUGUCUGACCAAAUGCAAGCGCUGAUGUCGGGAAUCAAUGAGUUCGUUCCUCAGAACCUUUUAGCGAUUUUCGAUCCUCAUGAACUCGAACUGCUGAUGUGUGGCUUACAGACUAUCGACGUCAAAGACUGGAAAGACAACACGAUGUACAAAGGUGGAUACACACCUAAUCAUCCUGUCAUCCAGAACUUUUGGAAGUGCCUACUGUCAUUCGAUAACGAGUUUCGAUCUCGUCUGCUGCAGUUCAUCACCGGCACGUCUAGGGUUCCAAUGAACGGCUUCGCAGAAUUGUAUGGUUCCAACGGACCUCAAAAAUUCACCAUAGAAAAGUGGUCCACUCCAAACAUGCUACCCAGGGCUCACACAUGCUUUAAUCGACUCGACCUUCCGCCGUAUAAGACAUACCGGGAGUUGAAAGAAAAACUUAUGAUCGCAGUCGAAAACGCUGCUUGCUUCGAAGGAGUGGAUUAG
Messenger RNA from Soboliphyme baturini, 501 nucleotides. The record is from the annotation of a GenBank genome assembly. NCBI's taxonomy places the organism in Eukaryota, Metazoa, Nematoda, Enoplea, Dioctophymatida, Soboliphymatidae.